AUGUUUCGAAUACUAAAGCCGUCAAUACGAGCAAUUCCAUUUGUUUCCAAAUCCACAAUCAGAAAUGCAUACACCAAAACAAAUACGUUUCCAAGAAUUUCCACUUCUCAUAGAGCAAUAUUUGGAAUAUCUAUUGGGACCUUAGUCUCAAUUUCGGCAUAUAAACGACACAUUGAUAAUGAUGUGCAUGCGUUAGAUACGUCUGUUCACGCUUUAACACCAUCAAAGACUUCAGAAACAUUUGAAAUGGGGUUAUAUGAAUCAUCACAAAAGGAAGAAUACAAUCAAUAUUAUGGGUAUCGAGAGACAAAGAAAAAGCAUCCAAGUUGGAUUGUUCGAACAUUUUACUAUUUAAGAUUUGCCAUUGAAGAUUAUUUAGUUGAUCCUAUGUUCACAUUUGUGAGAUUUAUUGAAUUGAGUUGUAUUUUUGUUCCCGUAUUGUUGAUUUCACCAAUUUGUUGGUUUGGAAGAAGACAUAGAUCCGAGAAUGGGAAUUUGGUCAGAACCGGUGCUACAUUAUGGUAUAGGUACUUGCGUUGGAGUGCUGAAGUUGCAGGUGCUUCUUUCAUUAAAUUAGGACAAUGGGCAGCAUCACGAACUGAUAUAUUUCCAGAAGAAAUGUGUAAUGAAUUGGGCAGUUUGCAUUCUAAUGCAAAGGCACAUUCUUUGGAAGUGACGAAAAAAAUCAUUUCGAAAAGUUUUGGUAACUUACCCUUUGAUGAGAUCUUUGAUGAAUUCAAAGAAACCCCGCUAGGUGUUGGAGCAAUAGCACAAGUUUAUCUUGGUAAAAUCUCACCCAAAGUGUUGGAAAGAGCGAAAAAAGAUGAAGAUAAACUUGUUAAACAAUUGAAAUUACAAGCUGAAGACAAACAAGAACAAUUUUUCGAAAAUAUUGUUGUCACAGAACAUUUGGAUUCCAAUGAAUUUGUUGCCAUAAAAGUGUUGCAUCCUAAAGUUGAACUCAAAAUUAACCGUGAUUUGAAGAUUAUGAAGUUUUUCGCUAAUGUAAUAAACGUUAUCCCAACAAUGGAAUGGUUGUCUUUGCCCGACGAAGUUGAACAAUUUUCUAUAUUGAUGAGAUUACAGUUAGAUCUUCGAAUUGAGGCACUCAACUUGGCAAAAUUUAGAGAGAAUUUCAAAAGUAGAUUGGACAUUCAUUUCCCCAAACCGUAUUUGAACUUUACCACUAGAGACGUUCUUGUGGAAGAAUAUAUUCAUGCGAUCCCAUUGAGUAAGCUUUUAUCGUUGUCAGAGAAUUAUGGAAAGAAUUUAUCUAAAGAAGUAAGUGAUAAAGGUUUAGAUGCAUUUCUUAAAAUGUUGAUCUUGGACAAUUUUGUUCAUGCAGAUCUCCAUCCAGGAAAUAUGAUGGUUCGGUUUUACAAAAAUGAAUUGUACAGACAUAAGAAGGAAUACAAAAUUGUGAAAACUUCGAACGAAACGGAGACAAACAAAAUAACAAACGAGUUAUUGAAAUUGGGCGACAAUACUAAUGCAUGGUGUGAGAAAUUGGCCGAACUAUACGAACAAGGAUAUCACGCAGAAAUAUGCUUCCUAGAUGUCGGGCUAGUAACCGAAUUAAAUAAAGAAGAUCGAGUCAACUUUAUUGAUUUAUUUAGAGCAUUGUCAGAAUUCGAUGGAUACAGAGCUGGCGAAUUAAUGGCCGAAAGGUCCAGAACCCCAGAAACAGUAUUGAAUAAGGAGAUUUUUGCAUUGAAAGUGGAAAAAUUAGUCGAUAGAAUGAAGCAAAGAACAUUCACAUUAGGAAAUAUAAGUAUUGGUGAUUUAUUAGAUCAAGUUUUGGGAAUGGUUAGAAAUCACCAUGUGAGAAUGGAAGGUGAUUUUGUUACAGUUGUUGUGGCAAUUUUGUUAUUAGAGGGAAUUGGAAGACAAUUGGAUCCUAAUUUGGAUUUAUUUGCAAGUUCGUUACCCGUAUUGAGAAGAUUAGGAGUUCUGAAAGAAGGUAGAGAGAUAUUGAGAAAUGAAAACUCAUUGAGUAUGAUGAAAGUCUGGCUAGCAUUAGAAGUCAGACAAUUCAUCAAUGCUUCAAUUCAAGAUAUUCACACUUUGGUCAAGGCCGACAUGUUCAGUCCCAAUGUCUAA
Candida dubliniensis CD36 is the source of this 2100-nucleotide messenger RNA. RefSeq lists its product as uncharacterized. The transcript has 3 exons. Lineage: Eukaryota; Fungi; Ascomycota; Pichiomycetes; Serinales; Debaryomycetaceae. The record is from RefSeq and is a predicted model, not a curated record. Bases 1 to 2100 code for a protein of 699 amino acids. Gene Ontology annotation, cellular component: mitochondrion.